AUGAGUACGAAGGCCCAAAAGGCCCAAGAGGCCAACGAAGAUGCACUGGAGAACGAACUGGAGAAUGCAGGGAUCAUCGAGCCGCCAGAUGGGGGGUACGGAUGGGUCGUAGUCUUCGCUUCUUUCUUGGCCAACAUGAUUGUGGAUGGGGUAAUCUUCUCGAUUAGUGAGACGAUUGUGCCUUUAUGGGAAAAGGAGUUUAACACUACCACUUCCAUGGCUACAGUAUCGCCGUCCCUGUUAGCAGGGUGUUAUCUUUUGUCGGGUAAGUCUUCCACUGUAGUUUUUUCCAUUAAGUUCAUGUUUAUAAAUUUAGGUCCCUUGGCCAGUGCACUCGCCAAUCAAUAUGGUUGUGAUAAAGUGGCAAUCCUUGGUGCCAUUAUUGCUUCUGCCGGGUUCUUGGUCAGUGUGAUGGUACCCGCACUACCAGUUCUCUACUUUACCUUCGGAAUUGUGGGAGGUAUCGGAUACGGGUUGAUCUUCUUGCCGGCUGUCGUCAUUGUAGGCCAAUACUUUUCUGAAAGACGAGCUCUGGCCACGGGUGUUGCAGUUUGCGGGUCAGGAAUUGGCACAUCACUACUUAGUUAUGUAAGUUACUAUCUAUUAUUAGAUAAGCGUUUAGAUUAAUCCAAUUGUUCUUGCGGCCGUUAACAACAACUGGAGGUUCUUUCUUGUUUUCAUUGCCGGUAUUACUCUCUUAACAGUCGUGUUUGGAUGGUUCUUUAAACCUCUUACCCCAUCCACUCAACAACUCGAAAAAGUAGGUGUCGUGAUGGGAUGACAAUGAAAUAACAGGUUACAGAGAUCACAGAGACAUAUAUUGGGAGACAUGCUGAGGAAUUCCACGAACCGGAGACCACUAACAGUCCCCAUGUUGCUCACGGCGUUGCCAUUGAGAGGUUUAAGAGUCCCAGUCUCUCUCAAAGUAGCAGACAUCUGGGAGAGAAUCGGCCUUUCCUCUCAACAAUUGAACUCCAUGCGCUCAAAACGGGAGUAAGUCGAUUGAAUUCACAAUUUCACUCAAAUUAAGGAAAAGAGCGCCCUCUCCCAUCACGACCUUGCAUCAGCUGUAUCAAAGGCUAGUAUGGCUGACCUGAACAGACCCCUGUCCAAGAUGGAUAUCUUUUAUCCGGGGUCAACUGCAAAGUUGGCUGAAAGGAAUGGAAGUUCUACUUCCAGAGUACGGUCAGUCACGACAAAUGUGGAGGCCAACCCCAACAAAUCAUCAUUGUACUUGAGUAAUAUUGGACUUCCAACUGCUGAAGAUUACAUUGACGAUAACAAGGGAUCAUGGCAUCGGGGAAUCUUUAGUGUAGGUUCCACCCUUCUCUUAUACGAUUGCAUUUCAGCCCCUUAAAUCAAUGUUGGAUACAGCUCUCUUGCGUUCCCCCAGUUUUCUUAUUUUGGCGAUUGGUGGUUUCCUGACAUUGGCCUGUUUCUUUGUCCCUUUCAUGUUCAUUGGCCAAUUGGCAAAGACAAAUGGAGUCUCUCCAGAGCAGACCAAGUACUUGGUUGUGAUCCUUGGUCUUGUUAAUCUAGUCGCUCGUGUCCUUUGCGGUCUUAUUUCCGAUCAUCCAAAAGUAGAUCCCUUGGUUGUGUCCAAUUGGGCCUUGAUUAUUGGUGGAAUUGCGACUAUUCUAGUGCCAUUUGCAGAUUCCUUCUUCCUGUUUGCACUGUACUGUUUUCCUUUUGCUUUCGGAGUCGGUAAGUCUUGAGAUGGGGAAGAAACAAAUUACGGAAGAAGAUUAUAUUGGAAUUAAAUUGAUAUGUCGGGAAGAAGAAGUACAAAUAUUGAUUCCAGCAUGCUUCGCGGCACUUCGUUCGGUGAUUUGUGUCGAGUUGCUUGGGGUCGAGAAGUUAACCAAUGCCUACGGGAUUCUGCUCAUGUUUAUGGGAGUGGCGGCGUUGGCUGGACCUCCUUUUGCAGGUAAUCAUUCAUAUUACAUACAACGAAUUAUUUGAUAAACAACACAUUGCGUAAUAAUAUUUUCAGCUCUCCUCAAAAACAUGACGAAUAGUUUUAACAUGUCGUUCUAUGUAAUGGGUGCAUUGAUGACCUUAAGUGGUAUUAUCAGUCUGCCUCUUCGAAGAGUAAACAAAUGGGAGAUGAGGAAAAACGAGUCCAAGGCUGCUAAUCCAGUGGAGUUGCAGCCCCUGAAUAAGCAGACUUGA
Bursaphelenchus xylophilus (pine wood nematode) is the source of this 2172-nucleotide messenger RNA. NCBI's taxonomy places the organism in Eukaryota, Metazoa, Nematoda, Chromadorea, Rhabditida, Aphelenchoididae. The record is from the annotation of a GenBank genome assembly.